GACGUAGCUACGCUUGCGUAUUUUGAAACGAGUGUUUACGCAAAUGUAUUAGAGUGUCAAGAUGGUGAAAAUUGGGCUGCAGUUCAAAGCCACUUUGGAAAAUAUCACAAAUGUGCGGCCAGAAGGUGAAGACUUCCGCUGGUUUCUAAAGUUAAAAUGUGCCAAUUGUGGUGAGAUCCCAGAGAAAUGGCAGUAUAUCAACCUUAUGGACAGUGUACCACUUAAAGGAGGAAGAGGGAGUGCCAGCAUGGUCCAGAAGUGUAAACUCUGUGCCAGGGAGAAUUCUAUUGAUAUCAUGAGAGACACAAUCACCCCGUACAACGUGAGUACAGUACUUAUUGUGAAGCUUACCUCUCAGUUGAUCCUUGGCUUGACUGCAAUUGAAGCCACUCACACCUUCUUGUCUCUUCCUCGUGGUGGUGCUGCUGCUGUGAAGGCUGAGGAUAGUGAGAGGUUUAAGACCAUGGUGCAGUUUGAGUGUCGAGGCCUGGAGCCGGUAGACUUCCAACCACAAGCGGGCUUUGCUGCAGAGGGAGCUGAGUCGGGGACCAAGUUUCCUGAAAUCACCCUACUGGAAAAAGACUGGACAGACUAUGACGAGAAGGCCAGUGAGUCAGUGGGCAUCUAUGAGGUCACACACCAGUUCAUCAAGUGUUGAGUUACGGUCAAGCGCUUUGUACGACCAGCUAGCCCAGGUGACGGGAUGUAAACACACUGGCCAGAUAUCCACUCAUCCACUGACUGAAAUGGCUGUCGGUGUCAGACACAUCCAAUGCUAAUGCAGUGCUGUUGACAGUUAUAAUGCAGUGCUGUUUGGUUUAUGACAAGCAAGAAGCAUUUGAGGAUUGAUUGAAUGAGAUAUGUGACCAUGCCUUUCCUUUUGUCACUACCCCAAUAAAGAUCAUGAAUAAAAUAAAAUAAA
Oncorhynchus keta (chum salmon) is the source of this 922-nucleotide messenger RNA. RefSeq names its product CXXC motif containing zinc binding protein (gene czib). NCBI's taxonomy places the organism in Eukaryota, Metazoa, Chordata, Actinopteri, Salmoniformes, Salmonidae. The transcript has 8 exons. Gene Ontology annotation, molecular function: zinc ion binding. Bases 62 to 658 code for a protein of 198 amino acids. The record is from RefSeq and is a predicted model, not a curated record.